UUUUAGUAAUAUAAUUAAUACUUCAUUUGCUUUUUAUUUUCGAUGGUUCUAUUAGAGGUUAAGACCAUAGACAAACUAAAAUUAUUUAAGGUUAGGCGAAGCGGACAAGGUUAUGUAUUUGUUGUGAUAUAAAUUAAUAUUUAUUUAAAUUUAGUGUUUUUCAAAAAGUAAAUGAUGGAUGAUGAUUAUGACGAAAAAGUUUGGGAUACUGACCAUCAUAUGGACGACGAAUCUGAGGGAUUGGACGAUAAUGCUGAAAAUCCAGAGCAAGUUCUUGCAGAAUGUGCAGAGAAGUUUUCCACACCAGAUUACAUCAUGGAGCCCGGUAUAUUUUCACAACUUAAGCGUUAUUUUCAGUCAGGGGGCAGUCCAGUUCAAGUAAUUGAGCAGUUAUCCCACAAUUACACAGCUGUUGCGCAAAUGGCUAAUCUUAUUGCAGAGUGGCUGAUUAUCGGAGGAGUGAAAGUUCAAGAUGUACAGGCAAUGGUAGAAAAUCACUUGAAAGAUAUGAUUCUUAAAACAUUCGAUCCGAAAAAAGCAGAUACUAUAUUUACUGAAGAGGGUGAAACUCCAGCAUGGUUAACAGAGUUAAUAGAACAUCCCACAUGGAGGUCUCUUAUUUACCGAUUAGCAGAAGAAUAUCCAGACUGUUUAAUGUUAAACUUUACAAUAAAGCUAAUAUCUGAUGCAGGGUUCCAAGGGGAGAUUACUAGUAUAUCAACAGCAGCUCAACAGCUUGAAGUUUUCUCUAGAGUUCUUAAAACCUCUAUCACUGGAUUUCUUAAUAAUCCAGAAGAAUGGCAAACUACAAGCAGAGAAUGUGCAAAAAUGGUUUGUCAUGGUCAACAUACAUAUGUUUAUAGUCAGAUUAUAAUGCAGGUUCUUGCAAGGGAAGCUAAAGGUGGGAGCAGUAUGAGAAGGUUGUCUCAGGAAAUAACCAAGUGUGCACAAAAAAAUGGUCACGAUAUUACGCCAAUAACGAUGGCCUUAAAUGGGGCCUCAGCUCAUCCUCAAGCUUGCCAAGCAUUGACAUCAAUGUUGUCAAGGAAUACAUUAAAUCCUGCAGAUAUAACUGUUCUCUUUAGAAAUUACUCAUCUCCUGACCCUCCUCCAAUAGAUCUUAUUAGAACGCCACAAUUUUUAGAACUUUUAGUGGAUUCACUGUUUAAAUCAGGAGUGAAACUGAAUCCUGAACAUAAACCAAAAUACAUUUACUUGUUGGCAUGUGCUGCAUGUGUAUGUGAAACUCAGGUAAAGAAGGGGCAAAAGAGAACUUGGAAUAAAGACGAACUCAAGGGCACAAUUAAUGCAAUUGAAACUGUGCAUAAUAUUUGUAAUGUCAAUAAAGGAAGUUCAGAAUUAAUGGCAGAGUUGGUGACAAUAUAUCAAUGUCUAAAGUACCCUGUGGUAUCUGUUGGGAUUGUUAGGUGGGUUGAGUGUACAGUGACGGAGCCAAGUUACUUUAAACUUUCAACUGAACACUGUCCUUUACAUAUGGCUAUGUUGGAUGAGGUUGUGAACUUACAUCCUUUACUUCACAAUCAAGUACUUGAUUUGCUUAUAAGAUUGUUUGAAUCUAAGCAGGAUGAGUUGGAAAUUUUGGUUCAGUUGGAAAUGAGAAAAAUGGUUCUUGACCGAAUGGUCAAUCUUCUUUGUGCAGGUUGUGUAGUUCCUGUUGUUAAAUAUAUUAAACAAUGUUGGCAGAAAGGCGAUACAGAUAUAUCACUUAUUAGAUAUUUUGUUACUGAGGUAUUAGAAGCAGUUGGACCUCCAUACAGUUCUGAAUUUGUGAAUUUGUUCAUGCCCAUGGUAGAAAACGAUGAAAUCACAGGCACAAUGAGGGGCGAUGGUGAAAAUGAUCCUGUGUCAGAAUUUAUAGUGUAUUGUAAAGCCAAUUACAUACCAGUGUUAUGAGUGAAUCACACAAUGGUUAUUAAAUAUUUUAGAUAUUUUGUUUUAAAUUAUAUUCCAGCUUUUAAUUUUUUCAUAAUAAAUCUUUGUAACUUCUUCUAUUAUCAUUGUAUCAUUUAAAAUGCCAUAAAAGCUACCGAUGUAACUUGUUAAAGACUAGGGUUUUGUAAAAUUUAAACAGAGCCCAUUAGGCGGUUUGAAAGAUAUUAGCGAAUGAAAACGACAAAAGUAGCAGUUUCUGCAUUUCAAUGAAAUCGUAGCCAAUGAUCAAAAUUUGAACGCAUUCGACUACUCCAUUUAUAAUUACCUAUUAAAAGUUAAAGUUCCAUGAUUUUAAUUUUGAGCAAUAGAAUUAUACGAUGUAUGCAGAAGUGCCACAUAACAAAGUUCCUUAAAUGAUAACUUAGUCCCCUAAAAACAGUGCUGCAUUAAUCCUGCGAAGGCCACUGUUACAUGUACUACCAAAUGAAAAAUGUCUGAUUUGGUUGAGCACCUGUUUGGAUGUGACACUUCUUUUCUUUCAUUACCUUUAAGAUGAAGAAGUCCAUAAAGCAUUUCAAACUGCAUAUUUCGAGGAUAAGGUUGAGGAUGGUGAUUUUUCAC
This is a messenger RNA of Agrilus planipennis (emerald ash borer), 2514 nucleotides long. RefSeq names its product negative elongation factor D (gene TH1). Gene Ontology annotation, cellular component: nucleus; NELF complex. Lineage: Eukaryota; Metazoa; Arthropoda; Insecta; Coleoptera; Buprestidae. Gene Ontology annotation, molecular function: RNA binding. The coding region runs from base 172 to 1914 and encodes 580 amino acids. The transcript is spliced from 12 exons. Gene Ontology annotation, biological process: negative regulation of transcription elongation by RNA polymerase II. The record is from RefSeq and is a predicted model, not a curated record.